Callithrix jacchus (white-tufted-ear marmoset) is the source of this 2567-nucleotide messenger RNA. The record is from RefSeq and is a predicted model, not a curated record. Lineage: Eukaryota; Metazoa; Chordata; Mammalia; Primates; Cebidae.
GCGCCGCGGGAUGAGGGGCUGGGGGCGCCACAGAGAGCGGCUGGCGCUGGCAGGCGAAGCUUGGGGACGGAGAGGAGGUAGAGUGAGCCCUUAGCAGAAGGGACUAGGGCAUAGGUCUGACUAACUCCCCAGGACCACCCCCAUCUCGUCUCCAUCAGGGCCUACCCCGCCACCUCCGACUCACUGGGUGCGGGAGAGGGGGCUAGAGCAGAGUUAGAGCAAGAAGAAUUUCCACCCCUGGAUUACCUCUGAAACCCUAGAUCGCGGAUCAUGUGGUGGAGCCACAGUGUUAAAGAACAGAGAAGUGGUCCUUAAUCAUUUAGAAUUUUGCCUCCACCAUCCACCAGAGAAUGAAGUAGAAAGAGAAGUUGGGGGAUGGUGUCUAUGAUACCUUCAUGGUAAUAGAUGAAACCAAAUGCCCACCCUGUUCAAAUGUACUCUGCAAUCCUGAACCGCCUCCACCCAGAAGACUCAAUAAAUGAAGGGUUCCAGAGCCAGUACAGCCUUACACAUCGGCAGAAUAGAGGAAAUUCCCAGGGACAGACCCUGCACCACUAAUACCUUUCCUAGCAGCUUGCCACCGGAGACUGCGGUUCCUAGAGAGGCAUUCCUUUGGGUUAGGGCAUUGAUGUUCUGUUGAAGUUCAACUAUCCAUGGAGAGGAAAAGGUUGUGCCGAACUUAUUCACUAAGGAGUAGUACUCCUUUAUCAAAGAGGCUCUUGCUGGGGAAGAGUUUUAUAAGAAGCACCCCAGGAACUUGGAUCCUCACUGUUAUCAGAUGACCACUGAGCAGUUUACAAGAGAUCAUACUCAGCACUGUUUGGAUGGAGGUGAGAUGAAGGUAGAACAGCUGUUUCAAGAAUUUGGCAACAGAAAAUCCAAUACUAUUCAGUCAGAUGGUAUCAGUGACUCUGAAAAAUGCUCUCCUACAGUUAGCUUGAAAACAGUAAAACCCAGCAGUUCAUCCAAGGCACCCAAAGUGGUGCCUCUGACUCCGGAACAAGCCCUGAAGCAAUAUAAAAACCACCUCACUGCCUAUGAGAAGCUGGAAAUCACUAAUUAUCCGGAAAUUUACUUUGUAGGUCCAAAUGCCAAAAAAAGACACGGAGUUAUUGGUGGUCCUAAUAAUGGGGGUUAUGACGAUGCAGACGGAGCCUAUAUCCAUGUACCUCGAGACCAUCUAGCGUAUCGAUAUGAGGUGCUGAAGAUUAUUGGUAAGGGGAGCUUUGGGCAGGUGGCCCGGGUGUAUGAUCACAAACUCCGACAGUACGUGGCCCUAAAAAUGGUGCGCAGCGAGAAGCGCUUUCAUCGCCAAGCAGCCGAGGAGAUCCGGAUUUUGGAGCAUCUUAAAAAACAGGAUAAAACUGGUAGUAUGAACGUUAUCCACAUGCUGGAAAGUUUCACAUUCCGAAACCAUGUUUGCAUGGCCUUUGAACUGCUGAGCAUGGACCUUUAUGAGCUGAUUAAAAAAAACAAGUUUCAGGGUUUUAGCGUCCAGUUAGUACGCAAGUUUGCUCAGUCCAUCUUGCAGUCCUUGGAUGCCCUCCACAAAAAUAAGAUUAUUCACUGUGAUCUAAAGCCAGAAAACAUUCUCCUGAAACACCACGGGCGCAGUUCGACUAAGGUCAUUGACUUUGGGUCUAGCUGUUUUGAGUACCAGAAGCUUUACACAUAUAUCCAGUCUCGGUUCUACAGAGCUCCAGAAAUCAUCUUAGGAAGCCGCUACAGCACACCUAUUGACAUAUGGAGUUUUGGCUGCAUCCUUGCAGAACUUUUAACAGGACAGCCUCUCUUCCCUGGAGAGGAUGAAGGAGACCAGUUGGCCUGCAUGAUGGAGCUUCUAGGGAUGCCACCACCAAAACUUCUGGAGCAAUCCAAACGUGCCAAGUACUUUAUUAACUCCAAGGGUAUACCUCGCUACUGCUCCGUGACUACUCAGGCAGAUGGAAGGGUUGUGCUUGUGGGGGGUCGCUCACGUAGGGGUAAAAAGCGGGGUCCCCCAGGCAGCAAAGACUGGGGGACAGCACUGAAAGGAUGUGAUGACUACUUGUUUAUAGAGUUUUUGAAAAGGUGUCUUCACUGGGACCCCUCUGCCCGCCUGACCCCAGCUCAAGCGUUAAGACACCCUUGGAUUAGCAAGUCUGUCCCCAGACCUCUCGCCACCAUAGACAAGGUGUCAGGGAAACGUGUAGUUAAUCCUACAAGUGCUUUCCAGGGAUUGGGUUCUAAGCUGCCUCCGGUCGUUGGAAUAGCCAAUAAGCUUAAAGCUAACUUAAUGUCAGAAACCAAUGGUAGUAUACCUCUAUGCAGUGUAUUGCCAAAACUGAUUAGCUAGCAGACAGAGAUAUACCCAGAGAUGCAUAUGUAUGUAUUUUUAUGAUCUCGCAAACCUGCAAAUGGAAAAAAAUGCAAGCCCAUUGGUGGAUAUGAUUUUGUUGGACUAGAUUUUUUUUUUAACAAGACAAAACAUUUUUAUAUGACUAUAAAAGAAUCCUUCAAGGGCUAAUUACCUAACCAGCUUGUAUUGGCUAUCUGGAAUAUGCAUUAAAUGACUUUUUAUAGGUCAA